GGGGAGAUGUAGAGGAGAAGCUUAAUAGUGUCGGGACAGUGCAGUGACAGCGGACAUAAGGAGGAAAAAUCAUUUGGGCUCUUCUGGAAACGGGAUGCAGAGAAGAGUUGAUACUGCAGCACGGGCAGAAGGAGAAGAGGGGGGAGGUGAGGAAGUCUGCAAAUUAUUUGUUACAGGGCGCAAAGACAAAAUCCGACUUGCGAUCAUGCGUCAUGCGAUCUUCACCUUCAUCCUCGCAUUGGCCCCUUGCUGAUGGUGGAAAUCAGGAACAAGGAUGGACUACCACCCCCAACCUGUGUGCUACAGCCGCAAGACUACACCAGCAUCAGCUGCUUGCUGAGCACCUCUGAUCACAUCUCAGCUGGGGGCCUUCAUGCCCUGGGACAGUCCUGGGAGAUAGAGGGAGGAGGUGGGGGAGGAAGAAGAGGAGGGGGAGGUGCUGGCAGAGGAGAGGCUGGCUCAAAGAAGUGUUGGAGGGUAGUGGUUUCAGCUGCUUGCUGUAUUUUUGGAUGUGGUAUCUCCUGAAUUAAGCGAGCUGGCUGGAAUAAAGAUGUAGUGUGAGCUAGUAGAAGGAGGGGUGCAGAACAAGGAGAGUGCUGUGCUGAGGAGCGCAGAGGCUGGACGUCCCGGCUCAACGGACGGAGGUCUGGGGGAGUCCUUGGUGGGAGACAAAGACGCCAAGGAUCCACUGGAUCAGGAAGAUGCCCUCUCGCUGCAGGAAUGCGCUGAACAUCGUGGUCACCACCCUUUUUGCCGCGGUGGUUCUCUUUACCAUCCUGCUUGCCUAUGUUACAGGCUACCAGUUCAUCCACACUGAGCAGCACCAUCUCUCUUUUGGCCUCUAUGGGGCCUUCCUUUCCCUCCAUCUCCUCCUCCAGAGCCUCUUUGCCUUCCUGGAGCAUCGGCGGAUGAGGAGCCCCUCCCAGCCACAGCACCUCCGAAGGUCCGUGGCUCUCUGCAUUGCUGCUUACCAGGAGGACCCAGACUACCUGAGGAAAUGCCUUCGCAGCGUCCGCCGAAUCUCCUUCCCUGGUCUGAAGGUGGUGCUGGUAGUGGAUGGGAACCGGCCAGAGGACAGCUACAUGAAUGACAUUUUCCUCGAGGUGAUGGGCGGGGCUGACCAGGCUGGCAGGAUGGUGUGGAAGGGAAACUACCACAGUGAUGGGAGUGGAGGUGGAGGAGUCGGAGGUGGCGGGAGGAGCACAGUGCACAUGGAGGAGGCAGCACGAGUGGCUCGGCUGGUCAGAGGCUGCCGCUACUCCUGUAUCAUGCAGGAGUGGGGAGGGAAAAGAGAGGUCAUGUACACUGCCUUUAAAGCACUUGGGGACAGUGUGGAUUAUUUGCAGGUGUGUGACUCAGACACUGUUCUAGACCCAGCAUGCACCAUAGAAAUGCUGAAGAUCCUUGAGGAAGAUCCUAUGGUGGGAGGGGUUGGCGGAGACGUGCAGAUUCUUAAUAAAUAUGACUCCUGGAUCUCCUUCCUAAGUAGCGUACGCUACUGGAUGGCCUUCAACAUCGAGCGGGCCUGCCAGUCCUACUUUGGGUGUGUCCAGUGUAUCAGCGGCCCUCUGGGGAUGUAUAGGAACUCUUUGCUCCAGCGCUUCCUGGAACCCUGGUAUCACCAGACCUUCCUGGGCUCCAAGUGCAGCUUCGGUGAUGACCGCCACCUCACCAAUCGGGUGCUCAGCUUUGGCUACAAGACUAAAUUCACAGCACGAUCGCAUUGCCAGACUGAGACACCCACCCAGUAUCUGCGUUGGCUCAACCAGCAGACUCGAUGGAGCAAGUCUUAUUUCCGCGAGUGGCUGUAUAACGCCCUGUGGUUCCACAAGCACAGCCUCUGGAUGACCUAUGAGUCCGUGGUCACAGGCUUCUUCCCUUUCUUCUUGGUUGCCACCGUCAUCCAUCUCUUCUACCGUGGAAGGCUUUGGAACAUCCUGCUUUUCUUAUUAACAGUCCAACUGGUCGGGAUGGUGAAGGCCACCUAUGCCUGUUUCCUGCGUGGCAGCCUGGUGAUGAUCUUCAUGUCCCUGUACUCUCUGCUUUACAUGUCCAGCCUGCUCCCCGCCAAAAUAUUUGCCCUGCUCACCAUCAACAAGGCUGGAUGGGGCACUUCAGGCCGCAGGAAGAUCGUGGUAAACUUCAUAGGCGCUGUACCUGUCACAGUCUGGGCUAUGGUGCUCUUCGGGGGGGUGGCAUAUACAAUCUACUGUGAAACACAGGAGCCAUUUAGUGAGAGAGAGAAAGCCUUGUUGAUAGCAGGGACAAUACUCUAUGCCUGCUACUGGCUAAUUCUGCUGGUUCUUUACCUGGCAAUCGUAGCCAAACGGUGUAACAAGCGGGAAGAACAGUAUCACCUGCCAUAUGCAGAAGCAUAAACCUGCUACCAGGUAGGACAUUCACACCGGGUUUCAGUGCAGUGGGGCUGUACCAAUGCACUGAUGAACUGUGAAUCACAAACACAAUCACAUCUUCAUCAUGGAUGUUGAAAAGAUGUAAAUCUGAAAUCUGAGCAUCUGGAAUCCAUUCCAGUUGGGGGAGACUCAGUGAUGAACGGUGACAAAAUGCACAACGGUACAGUGCUGUGCUUUCAAUAAAUAUAAAGUAGGUAAAGGAACA
This is a messenger RNA of Gasterosteus aculeatus aculeatus (three-spined stickleback), 2619 nucleotides long. Its product is annotated as hyaluronan synthase 3. Gene Ontology annotation, molecular function: hyaluronan synthase activity. Gene Ontology annotation, cellular component: plasma membrane. Gene Ontology annotation, biological process: hyaluronan biosynthetic process; polysaccharide biosynthetic process; extracellular matrix assembly. NCBI's taxonomy places the organism in Eukaryota, Metazoa, Chordata, Actinopteri, Perciformes, Gasterosteidae. The record is from RefSeq and is a predicted model, not a curated record.